Messenger RNA from Ceratitis capitata (Mediterranean fruit fly), 2313 nucleotides. RefSeq names its product single-strand selective monofunctional uracil DNA glycosylase (gene Smug). Bases 204 to 1148 code for a protein of 314 amino acids. The record is from RefSeq and is a predicted model, not a curated record. The transcript is spliced from 5 exons. Gene Ontology annotation, molecular function: single-strand selective uracil DNA N-glycosylase activity; oxidized pyrimidine nucleobase lesion DNA N-glycosylase activity. Gene Ontology annotation, biological process: base-excision repair. Lineage: Eukaryota; Metazoa; Arthropoda; Insecta; Diptera; Tephritidae.
UUUACCAGCUGAUAAAUAAACGUCUUACUUUUUUGUCACUGGCAGUACUAAAAGUUCUUUAUUAGCUUCCGCCUAAUUCUUAGCGGAAUAUUUGAAUUUUUUUUAUUGUAAAACCAUUGACUAAUUCAUAAUAAAAGUGUAUUAAUAAUCUUCCGGUUCCAUUAUUUUUAUUAAUACUAUUGUUUGCGAUUUAUGAGUUCCUUAUGUCUAAGAGAAGCUUCAACAAGGACAUGUUAGAUGACAGAAAUGGCUCAACCGAUUUUGCAGAUUCUGUGUUGUCAGUGAAUACACUGCAACAGUUCGCAGUCACCAAAAAACGUUGUCUUUCAUUCCAUGGUGAGAAAAUUACGAAUGUAGUGGAGGGAACUACGUCGCACAUAGGCUUGGAAGAGGAAGCAGUUGAGACGCAAUCUUUGUGGAAACGUUUUUACAAAUUGGAAUGUGAACUGAAUGCUGCUUUGCGAAAUAUAGUGGUACCAAAUAAUAUUACUCAUGUAUACAACCCUCUCGAAUAUGCAUCAAAUUUGCAUUGCGCGUAUUUGCGAAAGUUCUUAAAUGGUCCCAAAAGUGUUGUUUUCGUGGGAAUGAAUCCCGGUCCAAAUGGAAUGGGUCAAACAGGGGUACCUUUUGGUAAUAUCACAACUGUCCGAAAUGAAAUGGCCUUAUCGGGAUCAGUUCAACAACCUGUAUCCGUUCAUGAGAAACGUCCCGUUUUCGGAUUGGAGUGCACUGUUGAAGAACCCAGUGGAGCACGGUUAUGGUCUUUAUUUAAGAAGUUAGCAGGGGGAUCAUUGAGUAUCUUUGCGGAAAAAUGUUUUGUACAUAAUUUUUGUCCUUUAAUAUGUUAUGACAAGGCUGGUCGGAAUAUCACACCUAAUGAAUUAAAGGGAGAUUACAAAUCAAUUGUUGGAAAGGUAUGCUUGGAUGUACUUGAUUUGGAGUUGGAUUUGAUGCAACCGGAGAUACUGGUGCCGAUCGGUGAGUACAUGAACGCCAUGGUCAAGCGUUCCCGGCAUGUAAACCGUUUAAAAAUUUAUAAACUGCAUCAUCCAAGUCCUCGAUCUUUGAACAACCAAAAUUGGCCAGAAAAGGCUGAGAAACUACUUGAAGACUAUGAUCUUGUCAAAUAUAUUCGCAAUGAAUUUUAGUACAUAUAAACCAUGUGUGUUAUUAGCGUUCUUUUUUGCCAUCUAGUCUGAGUAUACUUUUCAUUGACGGUAUUUUGACCGGUUUGAGACCGUUAUAUUUUUAGUUUGAAAAUAAUUUUUUUUACUUGUACUGAAAUGUGAAUGCCCCAUUUUUAAUAAAGAAUAAUAAUUAUUUCGUUUAAGUUAAAACCGAACUCUUGUUUAUGUUUUAUUAAACGUAGAGCAAAAGUAAAAAGCAUAAGAGAAUAAUAUUUGGGUUGUCUUAGAAGUGGCAUGUCCUUUUCUUUCACCUUUUAUUUAUCCUGAAUGAAAAAAAAAAAAUCUUCAACAAUUUUCACAGCUGUUCUUGACUACUGUGAACUAAAUUCUGUGUCAAACAAACAUUUUGACUGAGGAAUAAAAUUCUAAAAAGUUAGAUAUUUUAAUAUCUUAAUGGAGCUCUUCAUGAUCGAAGCAUUCGCAGAGGCUAAAAGGGUUCUGGCAGCUGGUGAAGUACCCGUAGGCUGUGUUUUUGUUUUGGACUAUGAUGAUAAACUCCAAGUUAUUGCGCGCGCUGGAAACGACGUAAAUGGCACUAAAAAUGCCACUAGACAUGCAGAAUUUCUUUGUAUAGAUCAGGUCAUGGUAUUCUUGACUGUAGAGCCCUGUAUUAUGUGUUCAGCUGCGCUGCAUGAAUUAGGUGUUAAGGAAGUGUUAUAUGGUUGCGCCAAUGAUCGGUUUGGUGGAAAAACUUUAGUUGAUGUAUCAUACGUUACAAACAAAACGCACGACAAACUCCAUGUGAAUGGAGGCAUUUAUGCUGAUGAAGCUAUGACCCUGUUGAAAGAUUUUUAUAAAGGUGAAAAUCCAUCUGCUCCAAUAACAAAAACUAAGAGAUGAAUUCUCUACGAUUGUAAGAAACCAAAUAAGCUUUUAAAAGAAGAAUAUUAAUCUAGGUAUAUGAACGCAGUUGAAAUAAAUUGUAGGUAUACCACAAUUCAAAUACGCACAAGGUAUAAUUACAUGCUUGACAUGUGUGUAUUUAAGAUAUAAUAUAAUUAUAUAAAUACUUAGCAAAACGAUAACCUAUUAGUUGCUAGUGCCCACUAUUAAGUUUAUUUCUAACAAUUUAAUUGUUAAAUGAACUGAGUUUAAUAAUACUAAUAAAUAUUUAUGAAUAUAUGUA